UCCGUCUUGUCGAUGGCACAAAAAUGGCCGCAAGAGGGCUGGUGUCUGUUCGUUGCUACGAUAAAAGGAUCAAAAUAAAUUUUAUUGAAAAAGUGUGAAAUAAAUUAAAAAGCUCUCCAUUUUAUUCUCAAGCCCAUUUAGUGCUUCAUCUUCUUAAUCCUCACUGCAUUUUCCAGGUAUCGUCCACCUGGAGCAGCGAGGAUACACAACAAAGUGGUGCGUGUAAAAGGCGCAGUGUGAUGGUUGUGAAAGAGUUUUGUGUUACACAAGCAAAGUGUUUGAUUUCCGUGUAAAAUCUUGGAACGUGUAUUGAGUGGGGUAUCAUCGGAAGGAAAGAAUUUAAUCAAAAGGCUCUCAAUCUCUUCCGUACCUCACCCCGAAAACCCUCACACGUCAAUUGAACUUGUGCUUGAAAUUUUUGCACGGGUGUACAUUGUGAAAAGCGGGUGGAAAAGGUCACCCUCCCGCUCCCCGGGAUUGUCAUCUCAAACUGCAUCAGGUAGUCCAAUGCAAAGACGAAUCGCCAUGGUAUCCAGUACUACUAUCGUGUGAUUUGGUGUGGGUGAAAUCAAUCAGAAAAAAUGUACGUGAGUGCAAGUCCACCGGGUCGUAAGAAACGCACCAAGAGAACAACAUGGGGCUCCCGGGAUCGUGCUGGUAUGAGCUUUCUCAUUGUUGUCGCCUUCUUUGCUAUUUUUGGCAUCAUAAUACUCACAGAGGUCUUCAUGAUUGACGACAGAAGUCGAACAGGUGGCUCUAUCUUGCGCCAUGUCAGCCUGUCCAAUCGCUUAGGAGAAUCCAUUCCUGAUUAUGAAGACACAAAGCUGGACUACAACUUCGACGAGGGUUCACUGUUUGUGCGGGAGAAGUUUUCCCGAGAUCGCUCCGGUGGGUUUCGUCUCAAUGAUCCCAUCCUCUUUGAUUCAGCCAACAUCCAGGUACCCAUUCCGGUGGCGCCUGAUGGUGAAACACGCGGUCACAAUGCCGCUGCGGGCAUCCACGCCAUCCCAUGGGGUCAGCUGCUUGAUCCGAAGAUCGAGAAAACCCUCCCCACGUACCCACAUGUAGGCAAUGCCAGCCGCACGCCAACUGAUGGCUCAUGGCAGGUUGUUAAUGGAACCCGCUUCAAGUUCUUCGUCUUUUCCGCCUUCUACGAUCGUCGUGAUGCACGCAUGAUACGUGUUGUAGGUGCUACAAAGACACGCGGUCCUGAGCGUGUGUGGUGUCGCUUCUGGUAUCCCACCGCCAAUGGCACACACUAUUACUCAGCAUCCGUGAUGGCACGCGUAAAGGUGAUCCGUGAAAAUUGGAAUCUCAAAUAUAGCGCUUGCUUCAUCAUCUGCCCCCUGCGUGCUGCUAAGCUCAAUGUUCCCCAGGCCGUGAGCAUCGUGGCACGGCUACGUCUUCCACCAAGCAAUGUGCUCCUUCUACGUAACACUGAUCGUGAUGUCGAUGUUAACCGUACGGUGACUAAUAGCACAGAACUAGGGGUGUGCGUGAAGCCACUUCACUUUAACUAUGACAAAGCUCUCUACCUGCUAGAGUUCCUGGAACUUAACUCCAUCCUCGGGGUGUCUCAUUUUACCUUCUACAACCACACAAUUGGACCACGUGUGGCCUGCAUCCUCAAGCACUACAUGAACGGCGAUAUCCAUCGGUUGCACCUGCGCAAUAAUCAGAGUGUUGAAAAGCAGGUAACCAUCUCACUGCUUCCGUGGAACUUGAGGAUGCAAUCGCAAAAGGAAAUUCGCACUGAGGGUCUCUUUGCUGCACUCAAUGAUUGCCUCUAUCGCAGCAUGUAUCGUCACACCCACGUAGCUCUUAUUGAUCUGGACGAAUACAUCAUUCCACGGCACAACUAUACGCUUACCGAACUCCUACAUUGGCUCUCAAAGCGCAUCAAUUCACGCAACACCGGAGCCUAUUCCUUUCAAAAUGCUUUCUUCUACCUUCAAUUUGCCGAUGAUGGUAUUGUCUACGACGCUGAUGCCCCAAAUGCAGACCUACGUGCCAACUUACUGACACAGCGCAAGACAAGACGACGAUCGAAACUGCACCCGCAGAAGCAACGAUCAAAGUACAUCUGUCGCCCGGAAGUUGUGAUCGAGGCUGGGAAUCACUUUGUAUGGGAAUUCAUCCCUGGUCGGGGAACCCUCAAUGUGCCUGCAGACUCAGCCAUUCUCCAGCACUAUCGUGUGUGCGAAUUCGGCGGGAAUGAUUGCAUAAAGACACCCUCGAUCACCGAUCGUACAGCACACAAGUACAGUGCCGCCCUUGUGGAUCGUAUCUCAUCGAUCUACACGCAUCUCAAGGAUACGUGUCACUUGCCCAAUUUACCAGCACCACCCACACGCCCACCGCCAACAAAGAAGCACGUUCUCACUGUAAACAACAUCCCUCAGAACGCAACGAAGCGACGCAAGGUACGCUAAACGAAUACACCGAGUCACCGAUGGAAUUCCAUAAUGUUUUUAGAAUUUGUAGUCAUAGGAACUCGAUUAAUGCUCACGAAUCAGGAAGGAAGGAUAAAGUAGCAAAAGAGGUACCCGAUUAUAUGUAGAGAUGUACCUUGAAGAAUAAUCAAAGAAUGACGCAGGUUUUGGUAUUUCUUUUUAAAGGAAUAAGGAGGUUUUUAACUAAAGGUGAAAAAAGUUAUUUGAACCCUGCGUAAUAGGCAAGAUCUGAGGUAAAAGGAUAAUUCUCAGAGGAUAUAUUUAGGCUUUGUCAACGACUGAAUCUCAACUAAAUAACUUAUAAAAGUUACGGGUUUUUUUUAAACUAACCUUUCACCCAAAACUGGGUACAUAGGGGGACAUGGGGCAAUUUGUUAGUUUUUUGGGAGAAACAUUUUCCUGAUUUUCCUGAAAAUAUUUGAGUUUUCUCAUGAAGACUAUCUUAUAGGAAAUUUUCCAGGCUACAACUUUGACUCAGACGAUUAUUUUCUAUCUCAACGGGAAAAUGCAUUUUCAGGACAUUUUCCAAACCCUUGCACAUUUGCCUGUUCCAAAAAUCAUGGGGCAAAAUGUUAGUUUGCGUUUUUUGGCCUUAAAUUUCAAUUUUAUGAAUUUAUUUCAUCUUCUAGACACUAUAUUUGUGUAACAAUUAGAAUUUUUUUUUAAUAAAAAAAAAACAAAAAAAAUGAAAAAUAAAAUUGAACUUUUUAUUUUUUAAAUAAUUUUAUAUUAGUAAUAGAGAGUAAUAUAACAUGCUAAAUUAAAAGUAUUAAGUGUGCUGACUCGGGAAAAAUAAAAAAAAAAUAAAUUUAAAAAAAGUUAACUGCCUUAAAAACAGUUUCUAACAUUUUGCCCCAAGUGGUACUUUUUAGUGUCAGUGUUCUACGGGUAAACCCGGAAAAUUUUUUCGGAAAAUUUAGACUUGAUUCGUGUUCAGCAAUAGUUACUCUAUCUAAAAAUACAUUUGGAUCAAAAAAAUUACAGAGAAAUACGCCAAAACACGAUAUUAAAAUGAAAGGUCAAAGUAACUUUGAAAUUUGAAAAAUUUGUUUUUUAAAUAAAUCCCAAAAUAUUAGAUCAAUUAUUAUAAAACUUUAUAGGCUUAGUUAGAGUUAUAAAAGGUAUCAUUUGACUAAAUUAGAACAAUUACGAAAUAAUAUUUACUGAGAUAUUGGAGAUGUGUGGUCUUGAUUUUCUAACAUUUUGCCCCAUUUCCCCCUACUUUUAAAAUUUUUCAGCGACGUUUUGGAUAAUAAGAAAAUCAUUUCCAGGCUAAAACGUCUAUGUUCAUAAAAGAAAGAGAAAAAAAACCAUUACCUACAUUAAUUAAAAAAAAAAGAAACAAUAAUAAAAAUAAAAUAGAGCAGAAAAUACAAAAUAAAAAUUUACAGAAAAAAAUUUAAAAAGAUUUUUUUAUUCCUUAAUUUAUAAAAAAAAAUUAUUGUCCUUCUUUUUAAAAGAUUUAAUAAAACAUUGAAAAAAAGAAGUUGAUCCCAUAAGAAAAAAUUCUUUUGAGUAGAUCAAAAUUUAUAAUGAGAGAAACGCCAAUGUUGGGUACCUCAUUUCAAUACCGAAGGAUAUCUAGGUUUAUCUAUACAUAGUUCAGUAUAUGUAAUUUAGUGCCCUUCUCAUUAAUAAAAAAAACUAAACUAAAUAGUAAUAAAAUUAUAUUUUGACUUGUAUACCUUUGCAUACGCAUAAAAUGGACGACAGAGCAAUGAUGAAGUUGUCAAGGAAAUUUGCCUAAAAAAUGUUAAAAAAAAAGAAGAAGAAAAUGUAGAAAGGAGGUGUAAAAGAAAGGAUGAAGAAGCAAGAAAAUUGGUGUAGCAGACACAUCAACAGCAAUUCCCAUCCCCAGAAUGUCAUGCGAUAAUGUUUUUGAGGGAAUUGAAUAAAUUGGUAAUAAAUUGGAGUGCCAAAGAAAAUUGAAUAAGAAAGAGAGAAUGAUUUUCACCCCACACCUUCAUUUUAAAAAAAAAUCUUGGGGCUGUGUGAGUGGGAAAAUCCUGGAAAAAACCACACAAAGUGAGCGAAAGCAUUCAAGUGGGAAGAUGAGCAAAGCAAGAAUCUCCCAGCCACCCCUCAAACCCCAAAUGACUUCGCCCCAAAAGAGGGAAAACAAUGGCUUUUCUGGCUCAACAAAAAGGCUUAAUAAAUGAAAAUCUCUCUUAUGUUUUUAUUUCGCAAAAAAAGGAGAAAAAAAAGUUAAUUUAGUUUAAGGGAAUGAGGAUUUGGAAUAACAGGAGAUUUUCAUUCACGUGCGAAAACGAUUUUCACGUAAUCCUCACGAAGGAAAAUGAGCGGAAAAUUGCAUUGAUGCUAUAUACUAUGGAAGAAGAAAAUAUCUCUUAAAAAAAAGCUCUAAAAGAAAAAUUAUUUCUAUUUCAAAAAUGCAGCUGCAAUUUAGAAUUUAAACAAAAAUGCUAAUGUAAGAAAAUAAAUUAUUUAGGCGCAGUUUAAUGAAAAUCGCUACGUUUAUAUACAGAAAAUUAUGUAGAAAUUUUAUUAUUUCCAAAGAAAACCAUAUCAAAAACAUAAAAAAGAAGAAUGAUUUUCUUAUAUUUUAAUUUGCUGUACUUCUCUUAGUGAUUAUAAAAAUAGAAACUUUAAUAAAUAAACUUUAUUUUUCAUUAA
Molecule: messenger RNA, 5087 nt
Organism: Lutzomyia longipalpis
Lineage: Eukaryota; Metazoa; Arthropoda; Insecta; Diptera; Psychodidae
Exons: 3
Coding region: 582-2432 (616 amino acids)
Source: RefSeq, a predicted model, not a curated record